AUUAUUUUAACCACAAUUGCUUGAGGUCCAAAGUUUUUUCUCCUACGGAUAAUGUUUUGAUCUUUUAUAACAAGAUUAUAUUGGUCGUUUUUGAACCGGCAGUGGUAUUUUUGCUUAGUUUGAUAUGGCUCUUUUCACAUGUAAUCUCUUUUGCCUCUCACCCCCUACAGACCCAUCAAUUAGUUGGAACAAAUUAAUAAAGAGACAAGUGCUAACGGGGAAUCCAUGGCAGGGUAUUCGGUCAUAUAUACACAUGCAAGAAGUUGGUCUUUUUGCUGAUAAUUUUACGUUUCCCAUUCUUCUUAAGGCAGCGGGCUCUGCCUCUUAUGUUCGUUUUGUGUUUGGACUCCACGGGCAGACCAUUAAAGCUGGCUACUCGGACCACGUUUACGUCCAAACGGCUCUCGUCAACGCGUAUUCUAUUAUUGGACUUUCAGACGUUGCACGGAAUGUGUUUGAUAAAAUGCGUCAGAGAGAUUUAGUUGCGUGGAACUCCAUGAUUGAUGGGUAUGCCUCUAAUGGCCAUAUGGAUAUUGCAUUGGAUCUGUUUGAUUCAAUGCCGAUUAAAGAUGUUUCUUCUUACAAUAUCAUCCUAACUGGGUUCGCAGGCGUGAGACGAAUUGAAUCUGCUAGAGACAUGUUCGAUAAAAUGCCUGUGAGAGACAUUGUUUCGUGGAACUCAGUCAUAUCUGCGUGUGCUAUUGCUGGAGAUAUGGCUGAAGCGCGUGCGUUGUUUGAGAAGUCCUCGCAGCGAAACGUUAUUACAUGGAAUACAAUGAUAUCUGGCUAUGUACAAAAUGAGAAUUAUGCUGAAGCUAUUGAUUUGUUCGACAAAAUGAGAACUGGUAACUGUGAACCGGAUUACUUAUCAGUGACCAGUGCUUUAUCCGCCUGUGCCCAGUUAAGAUCACUUAAAACAGGCACUCAAAUAGAUAUGUAUGCGAGAAAACAUGGACAGUUCUUUAGUCCUCACGUUGUAACUGCACUGAUAGAUAUGUAUGCCAAGUGUGGCAGCAUACAGAACUCCUUAGAGGUGUUCUAUAAAUUUGAACAUAAGGAUAUUUAUUGUUGGAAUGCCAUGGUCUCCGGACUUGCUCUCCAUGGAUAUGGUGAUGCUGCUUUAAAAUUGUUAGACGACAUGAGAGAGAAUUCAAUGAAGCCAGAUGAUAUUACUUUUAUUGGCCUGUUAAGUGCGUGCAGCCAUGCAGGUUUGGUAGAAGAGGGAUAUCAGUUGUUUGAUUCCAUGGAAAGUAAUUUCAAAAUUACUCCAAAGAUAGAGCAUUAUGGGUGCAUGGUUGAUCUUUUAAGCAGAGCCAAACUUCUUGACAGAGCCUUUCAAAUAAUCGAAACAAUGCCAUUUAAACCAGGAGAAUCCAUAUUGGGUGCUUUGCUUAGUUCUUGUGUGACUCAUCAGGACCUUUACACUGGGGAGAAAGUGAUGAAUUUAAUCUUCGACAUGGCUAAUAAUAGUCAUAAUCACUUGAGUGAUGGGGAAUACAUUAUGUUCUCUAACUUAUAUGCAUCUUGUGGUAAAUGGGAAGAAGCAUAUAAAUGGAGAAGUAUGAUGAAUGAUUCAGGCGUUGUUAAGACUGCUGGGCGCAGCAUAAUAGAAGUCGAUGGAAGAUUUCAUAAUUUUUUGGCUGGGAAGGUUGAUUUUCAACCAGAUUAAAAAUGUACCCUUUUGGCAUAAUUACAUAUUUAUGUGUAGUUACAGAGGAACAAUAAGUUGUAACACAAAGGACUCAUUUUUUUUAUUAUUAUUUAAUUUAUUGGCAACAUGUUGAAAAAGUAUGCUUACUAUCUGGCCAAUUUCCACUAACCCAUUAGUCAUCAGUGUCCUAAGAAAUACUGCAAUUUUAUUGGUUGUCUCUAAAGCACCAGAUAUCAUUAUAUAUCUAGCCAACAUGGUGGAACAAGAAGAUCAAGAUUAACACAAACCUGAAUAUUGGUGUAUAGAGCUUUGUAUCAAUGGUAGGUGCUAUUUCUUGUGAUGCCACAUGACAUGCGAGAAGGUUUCCAUUUGUUAAGUGAGUUUUCAUUUUUUCAGGAGACAAGUGAUUUUGUAGAACUAAAUCAAUGCAUAUAAUAUGCAACUUAUGUACUAGCCAAAUUAAAAGAAUAAGAUUUGCUACUCUGUCAAAUGAACUUUGUAAAGAGUUCAAAGAUUUGAUGCAGCACCUUUUAUUAUAUUUUAAAGGUAAAAUUGAACACUUUCAUGUUCAA
Molecule: messenger RNA, 2223 nt
Organism: Humulus lupulus (European hop)
Lineage: Eukaryota; Viridiplantae; Streptophyta; Magnoliopsida; Rosales; Cannabaceae
Product: pentatricopeptide repeat-containing protein At3g29230-like
Exons: 1
Coding region: 125-1669 (514 amino acids)
Biological process (GO): RNA modification
Molecular function (GO): RNA binding; protein binding
Source: RefSeq, a predicted model, not a curated record